Messenger RNA from Ilyonectria robusta, 324 nucleotides. RefSeq lists its product as uncharacterized. The record is from RefSeq and is a predicted model, not a curated record. The transcript has a single exon. The coding region runs from base 10 to 324 and encodes 104 amino acids. NCBI's taxonomy places the organism in Eukaryota, Fungi, Ascomycota, Sordariomycetes, Hypocreales, Nectriaceae.
CCCCCCAUCAUGCCUCCCCAUUGGGUCCAUUCAUUUCAACCCUCCCCUUCGCAACCAACUCCCCCCAACAGCCCCCUGCUGCAGAAGCCAACCGAUGCUAAGAAUCCAGUCACGUCCAAUGGAAGUCUUGGUCUCGAUGGGAAGGACGCGGAAUCAUCCCUCGCAGAACGACUCUUGAUGGCACUGGAAAAGUUCGUUGAUGAAAGACCUCCAUCCGAUAGCUUAUCCUCGGGGGACAAAGCUCCAACCGAGGGGGAAGAGACACAGGCCAAGCGAGUACCGAAGCUGGAAUAUAAGCGCAAAGAGGAAGUGUAUAAUAACUAA